ACAACCCAGUGAUACUUUCAAGUCGGCCAUGCCAUAAUUGAAGACCUAAUCUGACUACUAACCCUCCCCCCACCACGUCUUGGAUCGACGAUUAGUCCCUUAGCUUUGACAGCAGAUUCCAAACCAUGAAUGGAAGGUUUCUCGCAGGAUAUUCCUCUGCUCCAGCAUCUCCGCAACUUGUCAGAAACACCCCGUCGCCUUCAAGCAGCGAUGGCGACCAUCAAUACCUCGCGGACCUGCUGGCUGAACGGAAGAAGCUGCUUCCCUUCAGACAAGUCUUACCGCAUUGCGGUCGGUUGCUUGACCAAGAAAUUGCGCGAUUAUCGUCUAUAGUGGGGUCUCCGACUUACAUGGAACAUGAGCACGCCGAAACGUCAUCGCCCAUAUCCCAUCCCAUCUUCUCUCCCGGGCCCUCUCCCUUCGACGCGCAGACAUGGUCUCCGAUGCCGAACGAAGUCGGGCCCUCGUCGUCACUUUUUGCAACGCCAACAGCUCACCAGCCAACCACAACAACCUUGGUUGGCUGGACGCCUCAGCCUGGCGCUGCUCCGAUUGUCAAGAAAGCUCGCAGGAUUGACAUUCCAGUGGAUCAGUAUCCCACCUUCAAUUUUGUUGGAAGAAUUCUGGGCCCCCGAGGCAAUUCGCUAAAGCGAGUUGAGGCUCAAACGGGUUGCCGUGUUCUCAUUCGAGGCAGAGGUUCCAUCAAAGACCCUACCAAGGAAGAGAAGAUGCGCGACAAGCCAGGGUAUGAGCACCUGAACGAGCCCCUGCACGUCAUUGUUGAGGCUGAGCUCCCUGCAAACAUUGUAGAUACUCAGCUGUUGCAAGCUUGUGAAAUUCUUGAAGAGCUGCUGAAACCAGUGGAUGAAUCUUGUGAUAUUCUCAAACGGGCGCAACUGAGGGAGUUGGCUAUUCUCAACGGGACCCUUAGAGAAGACACUGGAUCGCACAGCCUCUUUGCAGGGUCGCCAUCGCCGUUUAGUGACCCUGAAUUCAGAUCUACCAAGACUCGUCGCUGACGAAGAGUACUGGUUGCCGGCAAAGCUUUGAUUUUAACUGCACGAGGGAAGAAAGAUCUUGUGCAGUUGCAGAGACUGACUCCAAUCUUCCUAUAUUUACCAGGCUGGCCAAGCAGCAGUUCUAGGUUUUAGGGUACCAGGGCACAGUAGAAUACCCUAGGAAUAGCUAGUCAUUAGCCUAUUCAUGGUUUGUCCUGGUUUCCUUGGGGCUCAGAGUCUCUCUGGCCGCAUUGAGACCACAUGCAUAGAUGUAUGUAUAUCCC
Messenger RNA from Closterium sp. NIES-67, 1282 nucleotides. The record is from the annotation of a GenBank genome assembly. NCBI's taxonomy places the organism in Eukaryota, Viridiplantae, Streptophyta, Zygnematophyceae, Desmidiales, Closteriaceae.